Molecule: messenger RNA, 834 nt
Organism: Paramecium tetraurelia
Lineage: Eukaryota; Ciliophora; Oligohymenophorea; Peniculida; Parameciidae
Exons: 5
Source: RefSeq, a predicted model, not a curated record
AUGGAUAUUGUACGUUGGGGACUUUAUGGAAAUAUCUACUCAGAGACUUAUGAACAUUUUUCAGAUGGUGGACCAAAGUGUUACUAAGAUAUGACAAACACAUUUCGAAUCUCCAUCUCUACAAUAUCUGCCAUAAUUUGCAUUCUGGUGAUGAAAAAAUGCUGGGCCAAAAUAAAAGUUUCGUAGGAGUUGACUAGAGCGAUGGGAAAGAAACCUAGUAUUUUUGAGUAUUUGGUUGGAUUGGCAUGUUGGGGUACCUUUGCUGUUCAAACUGGAUAUAAAUUGUAUACAGGAAGGGGUGUUUUUAUGAAUAAUCCAUGUCAUAUAGUGUUAUUGAUGUAGGGAUAUGUUUUAUUGACGAAGAAGCAUAAAUUAAGUGCUCUCAUUUUUAUAUGUCAAUUGAGGUGGCUAUAUGGAGUAUUCGCAGCAUUAAAAUUUCCAGUUGUAACAGGCUUGGAAUUGCCCCUGGAAGUAGAAUUCUUUUGGAUAGAGCAUCUUCUUGGAGCUUUUGCAGGUCCAUUGGCCUUAACAUUAAGUGGAAGGUUCUUCUUUUUUGAAUGGAAAACAUUCUUUGUUCAUUAGAUGUUUGGAUGGGACUCUCAUGUCCUUUAUUAGAGAAUUUACAUGUUACCAAUGUCAUUAAUGACUUGGGCUAAUUUAAAUUUUAUGCUUUGCCGACCAGACCAUGAUCCAUUUGUUCCAUACAUAGGAAAUUGGUAUUAUGUGUUUUCGGAGAUCUACUUAAACUUGGUUAGUAUAAUAGCAGUGGUAAUUGUCUUUACAUUAACUUGGGUUUUAAGAAAAAUCAUAAGAUAUAAAGAAAAAUAAGAUUGA